AUGAGUCCGCGGAGUAUUCCAGAGUCGCCGGCGACAGCGCAGUCCCGGCAGUGCGCGUCCACAGAACCAGUCGCUUCCCUUUCUGAUAGCCAUCCCAAGCCGGUUUCCUCUUCCAACAGACCCAUCACUUCGAUUCCGGCAAACCUUUUACCGUCAGCACCGGCUUCUCCUCCCACUCCGGCCCCUAGUCCCACUCCUCACCAGGGACAUCUGAUAUGGCAGCCCGUCGAUGACGACUAUGAUAACUUCGUGACGAAUGCGAGAAUCCAUUUCUCGUCGCUUUCAAAUUCCAGAAAACAGAGAUUUCUAGAGGAUAUCCUUGGUUUAUGUGACAGUCAGCAACUCAGCUUUGUCUCGAGCUAUGUCGCCCCCCGCUUGAGAAAGGACCCCUUUGACGUGUUUCCAAAUGAGCUGUGCCUGAGGGUGCUCUCCUUCAUAGACGAUCCCAAGACUCUCGCAAGAGCUUCUCAAGUCUCGAACCGCUGGCGCGAUCUUCUGAAUGAUGACAUAACCUGGAAGAAUCUCUGUGAGAAACAUGUCUAUGCAUGCCGAAGGUUUUCGGAAGAUCGGGACUUUGUCGAACCGUUACCGAACCGAACCGCCCUCAACGUCUCACAUCCACGCCGUGUCAGCAGUUCGCAGUCGAGCUCGACUUUCCCCGGCCUGCAAUCCCGAGAGAGCUUUCCCGGGUUGCCACACAAUCUAUCCGGAGACUUGCUCCCAGGGUUAGGUCCGUCACGAAGACGUCGGCCUCGCCCGUUGUCCUACAGGGCGCAUUUCAAACAGAAAUACAUGGUGGAAUCGGCAUGGAAUAAAGCCGGGGUGUGUGCGCAGCGAUAUAUCACUCCCGACCAGGGGGUUGUUACGAGCCUUCACUUAACCCCUAAAUACAUCGUGGCUGCGUUGGACAAUGCCAAGAUCCAUGUGUACGAUACGAACGGGAAUAAUCAAAAGACGCUAAACGGACAUCUAAUGGGUGUAUGGGCCAUGGUCCCGUGGGACGACAUGCUCGUGAGUGGUGGUUGCGACCGGGAUGUUAGAGUUUGGGACUUGGUUACAGGAGAAUCUAUUUGCACGUUACAAGGCCACACGUCAACGGUGCGUUGUCUGAAAAUGUCCGACAAAAACACGGCCAUCUCCGGGUCUCGGGACACCACACUGCGCAUUUGGGACCUAAACAGGGAGGUCUGCAAGAGUGUCCUCGUUGGGCAUCAAGCUAGUGUCCGAUGCCUGGCCAUACAAGGCGACACUAUUGUUUCUGGAAGCUACGAUACCACUGCCCGCAUAUGGAGUAUAUCUGAAGGACGAUGUCUACGGACCCUCCAGGGUCAUUUUAGUCAGAUAUACGCGAUUGCUUAUGACGGUAGGCGAAUCGCCACGGGCAGUCUUGAUACGUGCAUCCGGAUCUGGGACCCCCAAACAGGUCACUGCAAUGGUAUCCUUCAAGGACAUACCUCCUUGGUGGGGCAGUUGCAGAUGCUCGGCGACACCCUUGUCACCGGAGGAUCGGACGGGUCCGUUCGCGUCUGGUCUCUGACCAAGAAUGGCCCUAUUCAUCGACUUGCAGCCCAUGACAACAGCGUGACCAGCCUCCAGUUUGAUCAUUCUCGUAUUGUCAGUGGUGGUAGUGAUGGUCGGGUCAAGGUCUGGAGUCUGGAGACUGGACAGCUUCUCCGCGAGCUUUCCACGCCCGCCGAGACUGUGUGGCGGGUGGCUUUUGAAGAGGAGAAGGCGGUGAUUAUGGCCAGUAGAUCUGGCCGUACGGUCAUGGAGGUCUGGGAUUUCUCACCACCCCCUGAAGGUAUCGAGAACGACUCCGUUCUCGUUGACAGUGGUUCAAGCACACCUGCAAUGCGCCCCUCACCUGACAGUCGACCUCGAAGUUUCUUUUCCGACACGGCUUCGCCGACACCUCAGGGCAACGAAGAUGAUCACAUCAUGGCGGAUGCCCCAUCCUCCUGA
This is a messenger RNA of Aspergillus melleus, 1962 nucleotides long. Its product is annotated as F-box/WD repeat-containing protein. Gene Ontology annotation, molecular function: protein binding. The coding region runs from base 1 to 1962 and encodes 653 amino acids. The transcript is spliced from 4 exons. NCBI's taxonomy places the organism in Eukaryota, Fungi, Ascomycota, Eurotiomycetes, Eurotiales, Aspergillaceae. The record is from RefSeq and is a predicted model, not a curated record.